Messenger RNA from Podarcis lilfordi (Lilford's wall lizard), 5121 nucleotides. NCBI's taxonomy places the organism in Eukaryota, Metazoa, Chordata, Lepidosauria, Squamata, Lacertidae. The record is from the annotation of a GenBank genome assembly.
AUGACCCAGCAAGACGCUGGGCUCGGCGGGAGGGCGAGCGAGCGAGCGAGCAGGCGGUCGGACUGCCUGCCUGGUAUAAAGGUGCCCGCCGCUUGACUGGCGGCCACUCCCAAAGGCGGCCCUGGGUGGGGCUUCGCGGGCCUCGCUCCGCGAGCAGAACCGGUCUGACGGUGGAGGCUCGGAGGCAGGGAGGGAAGCGCCCUCAGAGCCCUCUGGUCGUUCAUUUCUCGGCCUGUUUCAUGUGGCGUUUAAUCUGACUCGUCCAUCGAAGCCGCCGUCUGAUUUUGAGCGCCCCUAAGGGGGCUAACGUCUUGGUCAGUUUAUAUCGCCUUAGCCGUCUCGCAUGGAUAUUAUUAUUAUUCAUUUUUAAAGGAGGGAAAGACUUUCCCCACACGUUCCCUCAGCACUUGGUCGUCUCUGCCGUGGUCUUGAGCCGCUUCUGGUGGCCUUCGCCGCCACAGACGGGUGGGGAGGAAAUAUAACGAAUACAUUCCCCCUCCGACAACCUGCUCUCUGCCCACAUUUCAUAGGUUUUACCUCACCCCUGAGGGAACGCCGUUCGCAACAAAGCCUCUCUGGCAUAAAUGUCACCUGCCCAAGGCAUUUUGGCACCUGAGGCGAACCACAAAAUGGCGCUCUUCUGAGCACCAGGGAAGAGGCGUGAGGGACCUUUACCUUUUUUACAUCAGGAACAAGGGUGGGUAGGUGGGAAAUAAAUAUCUACAUCAUGGGGCUCUGCUGCUGCUGCUGCUGCCCCUGUGGAUCCUGCCGCCAGAGGCGGUUGCCUCACCUUGCCUAAUGGAUGGGCCAGCCCUGCAUAAGCAAUGGGUAUGUUUGGGCAGCCCUGAUCUCCCACCUCACCCUCUCCUUAACAAUAAAAUUGCUCGCUGGAUCCCAUCAGCAGCACACCCAUCAUUUUUAUCUGAGAGAAAAGCAGAAGGAUGUGGGUGUGCAGAGAUAAGGAGAUAUAAUAUCAGUUGGGAGAAUGAGCAACUUGCCCCAGUUAUGCCGUGAUCUUUAUAGUUGAAAUAUUCCAAUCUGUCUGAGACUUUUUGUGAGAAAUGUAUAUGUUGUCUUUUCAGUUUGCUCCUGCAGAAAAGGAAAAUGUUUUUAUUAAUCGUGUAAAUCAUAGGGCUUUAAGAAAAUUGCAGCAGGAGUGUGUGUAAGGCUAUAGGAAUAUUGCAGCCAGGAUGUGGCGUGGCUAUUGCUAGCAUAUUUCAAACUAGCUGUGGUCACAUGUUCUAUAGGGUGUUGUUUCUUUCGAAAUCUUGAGGCUGGGGACUUUUCGAGAAAGAUAAGUUCUGAAGAAAUAGACUAUCUUUAGCAACCGUGGCCAGGGGCUUUUUGCAAAACAGGUAGCUGAAACAGGUCACGGUGUCACACACUUCAGUGAAAUAAAGAAACCUAGCCUUAUUGCUAAAACAGUAUGAAGGGGACAGAGGCUUGACCAAAUUAGGGGCUUUGGGGAAUGGGAAAAAUUAACCAAAUAAGGGGCUUUGGGGGAUGAAAGAGGGGUUGGGGGGUUGGAUUUUACAUUGCAAUAGACAGACACGAUAGGUGUUGCAUUUUGAAUGCCCCUUCCUAGUGGGCGGCAAAGGAGGGACUUGCGCUCAGGAAAAGGGUUUAAAUAUUCAUGUUUUUGAUAAGAAAGUGUGUGCCUGCCUUUUCAGGUCACCCACUUGCAAGUGUUUCUUUUCAAUAAAAUAUUGCUGCUUCAUGAACUUUGCCCAGACUUUAUUAUUUCAAAGGGAUCCAGGACCUAAGUCCUGGCCUAGGGACCAGUGUUUCUAUCGCACAUUUUUGCACCUCAUUUAGCCAUGUCCCUUUGCUAUGCCUAACUUUUAUCUCCCAAGCUGAAGCUCUUUCCCCAAAAGACCUCAUGUGGCUCUUUGAAUAACUUGGCCAGAUCUCCUAAACAAAGUCCCUUCAUAGUGUUACACAUUUCCAUUUUCAAAUGUGGAGCUGGCAGAAUGAAACUGGCAAAAUUCUCAUCUGUUGUCCUCCAACAAAUUACCACUAUUUAACAGGUUGCAACUGGAUUUGAUGCAGUUUUAGAAUUUCAAUCCAAGAGCAAAGGAGUCCCUCCGGCAAGGGAAAACUGGAAUAAAUGUCUGACAAGAAUAAUAAUCUUUGGGCAGCUAACCUGUGAAGUUGUUACUUUUUUUGUAAAUAUAUUUGUAAAUACUAGGAAGGGGGCACUACCCCUAUCCCUAAUUUCAGUAUCCUAGUCCCAAACUUCACUAUCAGGUUCUGGAAGGCUGAUGUUUAGGGUGCAAGUUUAAUCACACUUACUAUGUCCCCUUGAACUUGGUUGAUGUUACUUCCAAAUAAUUAUGCAUAGGAAUAAUUUCCAUUGAACAAAACAAAACUUCCUUCAUAAAUUUAGUGUAGUCCUUUGUACUCUAAAGCCAUUACAGCAGCAAACAACACUGAUGAAACUUUUCACUCCCAUUUUCCCACCUAGUUAUCAGAAAUGUCCACUCCUUAACCUGCAGGGUUAAUUGGACAUAUUCCAGAAUUGUUCUUGAGUUUUUGCUUGGCACUUACACCCUAUGUUUCAAACAGCCAAGCCUUUUUCUGCCAUAGGUUAUUUUGUGCUUGAACAGAAAUUACUAUUGCACCUUGUCAGCAUCACUAGUGAGUUCCUUAUCAUAAAUCCUUCAGGAUAACUUGACUGGUAUUUUUAAUAGAUAUUUUCUUUUUUUCUAUCAUUUCUAUUUUUUCCUUACAUUCCCCUUACUUUGAAUGAUAAUUUGAAUUAUUAAUUGUACGUAAGCUGGAACUGUACACUGACUUUGGCCUGCCCAUUACCCUCCCCUAGCUGCUAUAGACUAUAUAUGUCCCAUGGCAGGCGGGGAUGGGUGCAAUGUGUAUGGGCAAAUGCCUCCUAAGCCAAAGGAGUCUGCAAAGGUCCUUGCUUAUCUCCAUAAUCAGAAUGUAUUUUAGAGAAGAAAAUAAAUAAUGCAUAUUUCCUUGAUUUGCACAACUUGUACAGGUUACAGAACUGACUGUAGAGACAGAAACCAUCCAUUCCUUACUGUACUGUUUUUUCUGGUCCAUUUAAUUUCAUCUUCUUUAUAACCACUGCCUUAUUUGUUGUGAUGUUACAGAACCCAGAUGAAACGCAGGAAGGCAUAGAGAUAAGGAAAGUGGGUGAGUGGCACGUUAAAAGGAUACCAGAAUACAAGACAUAAUUCAAUCCAGGCUUAUGAGGGUUUAGUGUCAAAACUUGUUUUCAGCACAAGUGCUCAUCCUAAACAGAAAAGACGAGUCUGCUUAUGAGUAUGUAUAAAGUUCCCUCCUCAUUGAAUAGCUCUACUCAGUUAAGACACGACUAGGAUUGCAUUGCACAGAGAACAAACUACAGGAAAUGACUUUCUUCACACAAUUUGUAGGGACUAAAACUGACUCAGGCUCAAACUGUCACUCAGCUAUGAAACUUGGGCCAGUGAUUUAUUAUUAUUAUUAUUAUUAUUAUUACUACUACUACUAUACUACUACUACUACUACUACUACUACAACCACAGCUACUAGAUUUAUUACCCACCCUUCACCAGCAAGUCCCAGGGCAGGCUACAACAAUUUGAAAUUUAGUAUUAAACAGUAAAGACAAAUUACAGUCACUGGACAUGACAUGAGCCAACAGUGUGACGCAGCAGCUAAAAAAGCCAAUGCAAUUCUGGGCUGCAUCAAUAGGAGUAUAGCAUCUAGAUCAAGGGAAGUAAUAGUGCCACUGUAUUCUGCUCUGGUCAGACCUCACCUGGAGUACUGUGUCCAGUUCUGGGCACCACAGUUCAAGAAGGACACUGACAAACUGGAACGUGUCCAGAGGAGGGCAACCAAAAUGGUCAAAGGCCUGGAAACGAUGCCUUAUGAGGAACGGCUAAGGGAGCUAGGCAUGUUUAGCCUGGAGAAGAGGAGGUUAAGGGGUGAUAUGAUAGCCAUGUUCAAAUAUAUAAAAGGAUGUCACAUAGAGGAGGGAGAAAGGUUGUUUUCUGCUGCUCCAGAGAAGCGGACACGGAGCAAUGGAUCCAAACUACAAGAAAGAAGAUUCCACCUAAACAUUAGGAAGAACUUCCUGACAGUAAGAGCUGUUCGACAGUGGAAUUUGCUGCCCAGGAGUGUGGUGGAGUCUCCUUCUUUGGAGGUCUUUAAGCAGAGGCUUGACAACCAUAUGUCAGGAGUGCUCUGAUGGUGUUUCCUGCUUGGCAGGGGGUUGGACUCGAUGGCCCUUGUGGUCUCUUCCAACUCUAUGAUUCUAUGAUUCUAUGAAUAGAGUGGGUCCUGAAAACACACAUCUCAGUUAGCUUGAUCUGCAUCACAGGGUUGUUAUGGAGAUAAAUGUUUAAAGGAGAAAACCUAUGUAUACCACCUUAUGCUCAUCAAAGGAAGGGAAUAAUAGAAAAGAAACAUAUUAAUAGAAAUAUAUUUUAAAAAUGGAAAGAGUUACGUGACAGCUGUUGCUAGACACUACAGGAGGGGAGUGGAAAAGCUGCACAUCAUCCUUUAGUAUGUAAACCCAAUAUUUAUUUAUUUAUUGAGAUUCAAAGGGUCUCAAAGGCAAUUUACAAAUAGCAAAUACAAAAAUAAAACAGAGUGGGGGAGGAAUAAACAAUUUUUUUAAAAAAACCACACAAGCAGCAAGGAGGUGAAGAAACAAAGUAAACAUAUCAUCAUAAUCAAAGCAAAGUAUAUUGAACACAGCAAAAGUGGUGGUAGUAGCAGCAGUUUUAAACGCUUUCCUAAAAAGCGAACUUUUCAGCACCUGCCAAAUGACACAUGGUGACUAGGUCAGAACUGUAAUUCCAUUGUUGCCUGCUUUAGAUACAUUUUUUUGUCCAGGCCUUAUAGACGUUAUAGGAGCCAAGUCUCUUGGUCAAGGUACUGCUGAGUGCUGCUGCUGUUUUAUGUAUAGAAUUAUCAGUGUUGGAUUUGCCAGUGAUUAAACUAUUACGAUGUUUAUUAUAUUAUAUUGUUAGCAGCCCUGUGCUUCUCUGAUAAUUGAGGAGGCAUCUAAAAUCUGCUGUUUUUUUCUCUUUCGUAGCUCUGAGCAGAAUCUGCUUGUUUCUCUGCCCGUGCUGCCCAAGUUUUCUCCAUGAUGAAAAUCCACAAAAUAGAUGA